Molecule: messenger RNA, 2119 nt
Organism: Closterium sp. NIES-67
Lineage: Eukaryota; Viridiplantae; Streptophyta; Zygnematophyceae; Desmidiales; Closteriaceae
Source: the annotation of a GenBank genome assembly
ACUCCAUAACCACACGUGCUGCGUCUGCUCUGCGCUUCCCUCGCCGCACUUGCCGGAGCAGCCAUUUCAUCCAGCUGCGCCUCGCCGUCGUGACUCUCACACCAUCUCUCCUUCCCAUCCUCCCAUGUCCUGCGACUCACUGCCUCACGCGUGGCUCGCUUUUCCUUCCCAUCCUCGCAACUUCCGCUAGCGAACCUCCUUCGCGCAACUGCUAUCCGCUUCCACGUCCCUGGUCGUCGACUCAGACGCCUUCGUUUGAGUUUUGAGUCGACUCGAUAGCAACCUCGCACCUUCCGCUAGCGGGCCUCCUUCCCUGUACGAAAGGUGCCGGACGAAAGAGUGCCUUUCCGAGGCGCCGCGUCCUGGAAACCUAGACCUCGCGCAUCCCGAGGCACCUUUCGCACAGCUGUACGUACGGCGUCGUCUGCGCGGACAUACUAGCGCAUUCUUACGUUUCUCAAGGCAGCACUCCACGGCAUUGGCACAGGCCUACCACGCACCUUACCUCCCCACCUAUUCGUUUCUCUGCAGCGUAGCAUGCCGCCCGCAUUCUCCGCUGCCACGUGGCAGCUGACGUGGCGCACAAUCCCGGGUGCGUCCUUUGAGGCGCCUCAGAAGCCGACGCAGCUUCGUGAAAGCGUCCACGACACCUGGAUUGGGCCCAGGUGGAAGGGGAACACGUGGCAGCUCAGGAGUGGGCGAGCGGCUGCAGGGAGAUGCAACAGCGAUGGGAGAAGGGUUCGCGUGGGACGGCUACGAGCAGGCAUGGAUGACCAGCAGCCAGUGCAGCCAGGGGGACCCACCUCUCCUAUGGGCGGGCAGUCGCGGCGGCAGCUGCUGGUGGAGUAUGUGAGGGGCGUGCAGCCGGACUUCAUGGAGAAAUUCUUCCAGCACGCUGAGCCACAGCUGGUGGAUGCCAUGCGCCAGACUGUGAGCAACAUGCUGGGGUCGCUACCGCCACAAUAUUUCGAAGUCACUGUCACGACGGUGGGGGAGAACCUAGCCCAGCUCAUGUUCAGUGUGAUGAUGACGGGUUACAUGUUCCGCAACGCGCAGUACCGCCUCGAGCUCGCCACCUCCUUCACUGCUGCCGUCGCCCUCCCUGCUGCUGCUGCCGCCCCCUCCUCCCCUCCCCACCUCCCUUCCGCCUCCUCCUCCUCGUCCUCCUCCUCUCCUCCCCCCCUCCCCUCCGCCUCCUCCUCCUCUCAGCCGCUACCAGCGUCCUCUUUGUUCCAAGAGCGGGACGGGAGAGGGAGCAGAAGUGGCAGCAGCGGGAGUGACUCUGACUCCGGCUCUGUGUCCCCAUGGCCACCAACCGAUAGUGCCCUCCCGCUAGGUCCGGUGCAGAAGACCCACGUGGCAGGCGAGGUGCUUCGGUGGGACGCCGAGGCUGAGCGGGUGGUUCGGGUGCCAGCUGUCGACUAUGUCGAGCUUCUGGAGGGGGAGGUUCGGGCUCUCAAGAGACGUUUAGAGGAGGAGCAAGCCAGGCUGGCAAGAGCAGGAGGAGGGGGGAGCGGUGCUGGGGGAAACGCACUGUUGGAGUAUCUCAAGGGGCUGGAGCCGCAGAACAUUCAGGAGCUGACGGCGAGUGCGGAUGACGACGCUCUGGCCGCCAUGAAUGCGUUCAUCCAACGGCUGCUGGGCGUCCCUGACGUGGGCGAGAUCAAGUCCGUGGCAUCAGAGACUACAGUGACCGAGCUGGCAAAGCUACUCUAUUGGCUCAUGGUGGUGGGCUACAGUCUGCGCACCUUAGAAGUCCGAUUCGAUAUGGAUAGAGCCCUCGCCGCACCUGCAGUGCAGAAGCGCGCCGAGCUCCCACCACCAGGAGGCAGUGAUGGGUGGAUCACGCCAGGCAAUGAUGGGUGGAUGAUAUGAAAGCAAGGUGAAAGGUUGCAGUUGGGAAAACUAGGGGCCACAUAUCCAUUGCUCGUGAUUGGUGCAUGGACUCUUCUUGUGGUUCUACGGGUACAGUUAUGGACCUCGUGUCUGGCCCGCUUUGCUCCGAACCGAAUGAGGAUUGAACUGCGCUGUACUGUGUUACACUGUGAAAUCAAACAUUUGCAGCGUGCAUCUGUACCACGCGAGCUAGACGCCUGACGUGGAGAUAUGAGACCGUAGA